Messenger RNA from Gymnogyps californianus (California condor), 519 nucleotides. It is a transcript of the gene PTMS, whose product is annotated as parathymosin. The coding region runs from base 127 to 444 and encodes 105 amino acids. Gene Ontology annotation, molecular function: histone binding. Gene Ontology annotation, cellular component: nucleus. The record is from RefSeq and is a predicted model, not a curated record. Lineage: Eukaryota; Metazoa; Chordata; Aves; Accipitriformes; Cathartidae. Gene Ontology annotation, biological process: negative regulation of apoptotic process; positive regulation of transcription by RNA polymerase II. The transcript is spliced from 5 exons.
CCGCCUCCGGAUCGCUGGGACUUUGCGCUUCCCCCGCUGACACCCCCACCCCCCCCCCGCUCUCUCCCCGCGGGGGCUUCCUCGCACGGUUCCCACCGGCCUCUUCCCUUCGCUACCCGGGCCAGGAUGUCGGAAAAACGCGUCGAGGAGGCGCCGGCGGAGCUGAGCGCUAAGGAAAUGAAAGAAAAGAAGGAAAAACUUGAGGAGAAAGCAGUCCACAAAGAAAAGAAGAAGGAGAUAGUAGAGGAUGAGGAAAAUGGAGCUGAAGAGGAUGCAGAAGAGAAUCCUGAUGAUGUGGAUGAAGAAGAAGGUGGUGAUGAGGAUGAAGAAGGAGACGAGAACGGGCAAGAGCAGGAUGGUCAUGCAGAAAAACGAUCUGCAGAGGAGGAAGAGGAUGAAGUGGAUCCAAAGAGACAGAAGACAGAAAACGGGUCUUCAGCUUGAGUCCUCCCCUCCCAUCUCCUCUGUUCCGUCCAUCUCUCCUCCUCCGUUCCAGCCUGUGCUUGCACUGUCUGUUAG